CGGCGAACACAACUCAUUGAAACAUCGGUGCGAGACUACACCGAUACUCGAAAAAAAGGUCAGCGUUACGCAAUGAAAGUCCUGUCCGGAAACACAAGGACACUGGAGUUACAUGUGACACAGCCGAGCCUUUAGACUCAGGAACAAACCGGUACAGUGUACGGCACGGCUGGCGGGAGAAUGGUGGGAUAUGACCCACAGGAGAAGGUAGAGUUGUCGGCGACUGAGUACGCUGUGGCCGGCGGGGUCAGCGGCUUCCUCACCCGAGCAGCCUGCAACCCGCUGGACGUCAUCAAAAUACGCUUCCAGCUUCAGGUAGAACCCAUAAAGAAGAGUCAGCACGGUGGGAAGUACCAGAGCAUACCGCAGGCUGUGGUCACGCUGUUCAGGGAGGAAGGGAUAACAGCCUUCUGGAAAGGACAUGUCCCAGCAUAGCUGCUGUCUCUCAUAUAUGGUGCUGUACAGUUUGCAGUUUUUGAGCUGCUGACCAAACAGGCGUGGGAACAGCUCCCUCCGGAGGCCAGCAGCGGUCUGUGGAAGCCCGCCCUGCAUUUCAUGUGCGGAGGUUUGUCAGCCAUGGCGGCCACCUGCGCCUGUCAGCCAGUAGACGUGCUCAGGACGAGGUUUUCAUCUCAGGGAGAACCAAAGGUGUACCGUAGCCUACCUCAGGCCAUCAGUUCCAUGUGGAGAGAGGGAGGGCCGCGUGCGUUCUACCGUGGUCUGAGUCCGACCUUGGUACAGAUUUUCCCGUACGCCGGUUUCCAGUUUGCUACAUUCGCCAUGUUCACCUCAGCGUGGGAAUAUCUUCCACAGUCCAUAUCUGACAAAGGUGCUGUGAAGACCCUGGUGUGUGGGGCUGCGUCUGGGGUGGUCAGUAAAACACUCGUCUACCCUCUGGAUGUGGUCAAGAAACGGCUGCAAGUCCAAGGAUUUGACCAUGCCAGGAGGUCAUUUGGACAGGUGCGUGAGUACACAGGACUGGUCCACUGUGUACGGUGUAUGCUGCGUGAAGAAGGGGCACGGGGCUUGUUCAAGGGCCUGUCCCCCAGUCUACUGAAGGCUGCCUGUGCGUCGUCUCUAAUCUUCUUCCUGUAUGAACAAUGUUGCCACGCCCUGAGACUCUCUCACCAUGUCUAUACAUACAGAUGAUGGAACUUGGACAAGAAAUAUGUGUAGUAUACAUAUUUAUAUCAUACCUAGACUGUAAAAUAUAAUGUUUGAUACGGGUAUUCCAGUCCAUAUUUUACGGUACUGCAUGGGUUAUUUCUUGUAUUGCAUAGGAUUCCAUUGAAUAACUCAAAUAGAUUCAGACAUUGGAAUUGCUGUUCUUACAAUUUUUUCUUUGAGGACACACAUUUUCAGAACUUCCGCCCUUCAGGCAUUCCGACCCAUGAUACCUUGGGUGAUAUGGAAUACACCUUGUAGUAUUCUGUCUCUCUCAUUAUUUAUGUAUAAACCAUUUUAUCCAUGAUCCAAGUGAUUUUUAUAGGCCGCUGUUGACAGGGUUUUAAGUAUGAUAUUUAACAUGAAUGAUUGUGAUAAAUUUAGAUAACUUGUGAAGCUAAUUAAUUUAUGGGUAAUGCUGGAAUAUAGAGGUGAAGACUUCUUUUAACAUGUACAGAAUUUGUAAUAGUGAAGUACUAGUGUUAUGGUAUUAUUUUUUGAUGCAAUGGGUCAUUUGAAGUAAUAAGUUUGUAUCAUCAAGACCACUUAUGUAUUUGUAAGUGCAAAAUAUAAUAUACUGAGGUAUUAUGAGCCUG
Molecule: messenger RNA, 1760 nt
Organism: Branchiostoma floridae (Florida lancelet)
Lineage: Eukaryota; Metazoa; Chordata; Leptocardii; Amphioxiformes; Branchiostomatidae
Product: mitochondrial thiamine pyrophosphate carrier-like
Exons: 7
Biological process (GO): thiamine pyrophosphate transmembrane transport
Cellular component (GO): mitochondrial inner membrane
Molecular function (GO): thiamine transmembrane transporter activity
Source: RefSeq, a predicted model, not a curated record